Hippoglossus stenolepis (Pacific halibut) is the source of this 2597-nucleotide messenger RNA. RefSeq lists its product as uncharacterized. The record is from RefSeq and is a predicted model, not a curated record. The transcript is spliced from 8 exons. Lineage: Eukaryota; Metazoa; Chordata; Actinopteri; Pleuronectiformes; Pleuronectidae. Gene Ontology annotation, cellular component: cytoplasm. Bases 548 to 1567 code for a protein of 339 amino acids.
UACACACACACACACACACACACACAAACACACACACACACACACACACACACCACACACAAAGACGAGGAGGACCCACAGGCGCUCUGACUCUCUCAGCUUAGUUAGCACACACUGCUGUGGAGCGGCUGUCUUCAUCCCACUAUUGUCCCUGUGAUGACCACGGAAGACAAAGGAAACUGAUAUCUGGGCUGUGGAAACUGUCAGCACAGCACAGAGAGGAAACAGGAUUUUGUGUGUGUGUGUGUGUGUGUGUAUGUGUGUGUGUGAGAGAGAGAGAGUGUGUGUGUGUGUGUGUGUGUGUGUGUGUGUUGAGUGUGUGAGUGUUUGUGUGUGUACAACAGCAUAUGUGCCACUGAAUCAUGAAGAGUUUAUUACGAGGGAUUCUAUGAUAAAGGACAACAUGAAUGUCUUCUAACGCCAUGCGACUAUAAACCGACGCUCGUCCACCUUCGAGAAGCUGCUGGUCAAAGGUCAGUGCCUCUUCCCUCUGACCACUCCACCGGGUGGUGCCCCAUCAUCAGUGACCCGCCGCUCAGCCGCCAACAUGCUGCAGCAGAUUUUAAAGGACAUGUACAUCGACCCCGACAUGCUGAACGCCCUCAACGAGGACCAGAAGAAGACGCUGUUCCUCAAGAUGCGCCAGGAGCAGGUGCGGCGCUGGAAUGAGCGCGAGGAGAAGCAGGAGCGAGAAGAGGUGGACGGCGAGUGCAGGCGAGCGAAGCCAAAAAAAGCCAACAGUAAGAGUGUGAGCUGGCUGCUCGGCCGGGACGGAGACGUGGCCGUCAUCCUGAUCGGGGAGGUGGAUGAGCUGAGCUCCAAAUUCAUCUGCUCAGGAUUGGGAGAAAGGAAGGCGCAGUGUCUCCAGAACAGCACAUACCUGCAAACUAUCUUGAAGAGCAGAAACACCACAGAACCUGUCAGAACGGAGAGAGAGAACAUCCUUCAUAAAACACAACCUGGAAUCUCACUGAAUUUAAAGGAGAAACGCGAGGAGACAAGCACUUUACUCCCUCUGCCGGUGUCAGUGAGCGAGCAUUCAUCACCUCCAGCAGCAGAGAAGCCCGAGCUGAAGUCAGUCGGUGCGACGGAGGAGAAGUCAGUUCCCGAGCCCUCCAUCUGCUCCAGGGCUCUCAUGAGAGUUAGCCCUGUCAACGUGAGACCGGCGUCUGCAAAUGCAGCACCAGGCUCUGUCAGCGGGCGGCCCGGCUUCACAAAUCUGAGGCUGGCCACCGCCGCGCCGUACUCAUCCCCCAGCAGCACUGUCAAAAUAGACUCUGGGUCGAGGGCACCCUCUACGAGUGGUCUGUGCUCGCAGGAACCUCAACAGGCCCAGGAAGCACAAGUUUCGAAAGAUAUUGGCGCAUCACAAGUAUCUGAGUGUGCUGCCUCCGAGGAGACCGGGCCAUCGGGGAGCGCACCAACCUGCGCAGGGCGUGGCCGGGUGGCCCAGCUGAUGAAAACCUUCAGCACUGAAAGCGCUACACCCCCCGCUCGGGGCAUCAAACCUGCCCUCCCCUCAAAGCCUAGCCACUUGCGUCUGACGACCACACCCAGCGUCAGGUAAUCCACGCGCUCCGACGUGCAAAAGCCCACCCAGCGUCGCCCAUCCGAGUUCUUCAAAGAAAGCCAAACUGGACACCUAUUGUGAAGCGUCAGCCAACGGGCUAAUGAGACUCUGAUGGUGCCCCUCAGAAACGAUGAAGCUCACAAUGUCCCAAAGUUUUACUGGGGAAAUGCUUGAAUGUACAUUUUUUAAAAACUUUUAGAUGGUGCAGCACUGUUAACUUUGUGGGAAAGAAAUUCCAAAGCAAUCAAUUGCAACUAAAUAUUACAAUCAAAUGAACACUAGAACCGUUACUUCUACCUUUUCUGUAUUUGCCAUAAUGACGAUCACGUUUUCACCAGAUUCUCUCCACAAUCCCUCAUAGUAAAAAACACACACAGUUCUUAGUCCAAUUCACAAAGCCUUUACACAAAAUAUUGUUUACUCAUGAAUUCCAUUACUUUCACCUGCUAUUGUGAGACAGUUUGCUCGUGUGCAGCGUUUCCUCUUUUUAAUUUCUGCCUCCUUGAACAAAAGAGUGAGGACGGGCAGCCACAAUGGGUUGAACUAAGGUACAGUAGGUCCUCCUUCAUCUUGCUGUCUCCUCCCUGGGAAUAGUGUAGGGUUGUUUAUUUGUCACAAUGCAAUGUAUGUCUCCCUAUGCCACCUGGCAGGAGUCUCAGUGCGACCUGUUGUGGACCAGUGACAGUGCCAAAUGCCUCAUCUGUCAUUCCCAGUGGAUCAAAUCCUGGCAAGUUAGACAGUAGCUGCCAAAUAAUCCAGCUUUGUGCUCCUCUUUUACUAUUUUUUUCCCCAGUGCCAUUUUAGAGAUUUGUGGUUGUAUUUUGUUUUUACAUUUUCUAUAUGGAGAAAUGUUUUUUUUUUUUUUAAUGGGAUAUUUAACUCUAUCCUACAAUGCUGACUUGUACAAUGAGAGGCAUCUGUAUGUCAGAUGUCAAAGUUGCAUGGUGAAAUCAAAGAAGCAAUAAAAAUUGUGUAAAUUGUAAAAAAAAUUAUCUUGAAGAAAAUAAAUUGUGUUGUUUCUCUUUUC